UUAUUUCCGUGGUGGUCUUUGCCCUUGCGAAAAGUCGGCCAGGAGUGUCCUGAUACCACUGGUUCCUAGAUUGGGGGUGAUCCUAUAUUGCUUUCAAAAUCCCGUCCUAUGGAUGAUGAUGACACAAGCGAAAAUGGCAAAACAUUUUGCGGCAGAAUCGAUGCUUGCUCCGCUGCAACAGCAUUAGGGCGGGCGGUGGACAACGAGGAAUCUGAUCUAGGAAUUCUGUGAGUGGCUGCAAAUCGGCCGAGCUCUCAGCUCCACUCUUCAACUUUAGACCUCCGAGCCAGGUUCGACAUCACUCACGACCACCAACUGCGGUUUCCUUUCCCUCCAGUCCUCUACGCUCUUCAGGCUCUCAUGUGAGCUGCGAUUCCGGCACGAUGACCAUCAAUCCGACAUACCUAGCCCAGCGGACGCGGUCCUCCAUCAAUUGGGCGGAUGCGCGCCGUCGAGUCCUGAAGUCCUACCGAGAAUGGCUGAGAGCUGGCCCUGAAAUCCAGUCGAUGUACUCCCUAAACAUGCCGGUCUCCAAGAUCCGCACGAAAAUGAGACAGGAAUUCGAGAAACACAGAUAUGUCAACCAUCUACAAGCGGUGGAUGUGCUCAUUACGCAUAGUCACGCCGAGUUUCAAGAGAUGAUGAAUUUCUGGAAGCAACAGUCGCAUGUUAUGAAAUACUUCCGAGCAGAGGAAGAUGACAACGCCAGGUUACCGAGAAACUUUAUCAGUGGAUUCCUCGAGGGCCGGAAUUGACUGGCUUCAAUCCGUCUAAUCUGAAUCCAACACUGUCUGUACAUAGCUAGAAGCAAGACUCCCAAACGCCUUCGCGAUGCAGCCUACAAACGAGAAUUGAUGCAAAAACCACUGCACUUCACGAGGGACGGGCAUUGAAUUCGUCUCGUGCCUCGGUGAAUUUUUCUGAGACCACGUCACAGGCUUCCAUCAUAUCCUCAAGGCCCUUUCUGAGGGCAUCCACUGCCGUUGUCUUGGUAUCUUCUGCUUUUUUGUUAGUCUUGUUCAGCACAAUGGAGCAGUCUGGCUCAACGAGGAAAUUCGUCUGUACGGUUUACUUACCCCAUGUUUGGAUCCGGAGGUGCAUCUUGGUUUCCGAGGGAUGAGGGAUGGUGUAUCCACAGAAUUCAACGUCCGGACUGUAGACUGUUAGUCCCGCCCGCGGCUCGCCUUUCAUGGUAGAACUUACUUUUUGGUGACAAAAUACCGUAGCGCGUUCCCGAGCGUGUGGUCUUCUUUCUCGAUCUGGAAUGAUGCCGCAUGCGAAGAUGCGCCCGGCAGCUGCAGAGUCAGGCCGUCAGCAUCGACAUCAUGAUAUUUCCCAAAACCGUGGAGUCGGAUCGUUUGAGAGAUUUUGCGCCGCAAUAGACUUACUACUACCAGUUUCUUUGCUCC
Messenger RNA from Exophiala dermatitidis NIH/UT8656, 1409 nucleotides. RefSeq names its product NADH dehydrogenase (ubiquinone) 1 alpha subcomplex 6. The record is from RefSeq and is a predicted model, not a curated record. Lineage: Eukaryota; Fungi; Ascomycota; Eurotiomycetes; Chaetothyriales; Herpotrichiellaceae. The transcript has 5 exons. The coding region runs from base 384 to 755 and encodes 123 amino acids. Gene Ontology annotation, biological process: response to oxidative stress.